AUGUCUGCGACAACCUGGAACUCGGCCUCGGUGAAAACGUUGCUCCGUCGAGCUGCGCAAACUAUCGGCAUUCUCCAGGAGAGAAAGGAUUCCCAAGCAGCAGUUGUAAGGAGGGAUGUGGCAACUCUGUUGUCUCGACGGGAUGUAGUCUUGGCAAGAGCGAAAGCCCAGAAUCUAAUGCUGGAUGAAUUUAAUGCGGACCUGCUAGAAAACCUCGAAAUGCAACUCGGGAUAUUGCUUGAACAUUUCUCGGAGCUGGAACAAGGCUUCGUCAAUAGUCCAGUUGUUGUUGAAGCAGUCUCGACGCUUAUAUUUGCAGGUGCAUCGCAGCCGGACUGUCGAGAACUAAUAAGUGUCCGUGAGCUGCUCAUUCAAAGACUGGGACCAGAUUUUGCCCGUUCGGCUAUCUCCAACCGCGACAACCAUGUUUCCGCUCGUGUUGUUCAUGCCAUGAAUGCUCCUCCGCCUACUGCUGCGGGUCUUGACAUGUUUAUGCUUGAAAUCGCCAAGACGUACAAUGUUGCCUGGAUGCCUGAACCACGUCGGCAGGACAUCGUCAGGUCUAUAUCUGAAAUACUAAAUCCCGACACCCCUCCCGCCGUAGACAUAAAUCAACUCCGUCUGUUGUGCGCUCGCGGUAUACCAGAUGAUCCUCCCUGGCUCAGACCACGGUUAUGGCGAUUGUUUCUCAACACUCUGCCAGUACUCAAGUCAACCUGGGGGCGUGAAGCACAUCAACAACGGCUAAGCUACUAUGAUCUCGUUCGACGCGUACUGAAGCCAUUUUCCGAAUUACCCGACCCUACCCUUCCUCUGUCACCAUUGGACACUUCGUUGCUCGGUGUCUCCCGGCAAAUUGCACGAAUACCCAGUAAUCUAUGUGGGGGCCUUGAUGCAGAGCCUGAUCACAGUCCUCUUUGCCCAUUGGAUGAGAAAGCAGCGGAGGACAUCAAGAUUACGUAUGCUGACAUUUUGGACACUCGACUGCAAGCUAUCCAUGCCCUGACUUCGCAACCCUCAUCUUCAAUUCCGGAAAUUCGACUCGAAGCUGAUGCCCCUUCAUCUCCCCCUCCAACAUCCUUAUCUGAACGGCGACCAGUUGCUCCGUCAAUCACAUUGUUAACCUCGCAGACCGGCAUUGUUGGCGAUAUGCACCCAAGGCACACCUCUGCCUUGUCUCGUAUUCUGUACCUCCACUCCACCAUCAAUCCCGGGAACCUUUCCCCUCAUAUUCCAGCCCUGCUUGUCCCACUUUAUGUGGUGCUGAAUCAGGAGAUAGAGGUAGAAGAGCUCUCGCAUGUCGAAGCGGACACGUUCUGGUUGUUCGAGGCUAUGAUCGGAGAGUUUGCCGAAUUGGAAGAGGAGGAUGGCGGUAGUAUCUGGAUGAGGAAACUGGGAGAAAGGUUGUCGUGGGCUGACAGUGAACUUUCUGAAAGCCUGCAAGUUAAGGGACUUGAUCCAAGCCUUCCGCAUUACUCCUAUCGUUGGAUGGCCCCAUUACUAACUCAAACGCUCCCGUUGUCAUCAGUGCUAGUCGUCUGGGACGCCUUGUUUUCUUGCGCAAUGAGAGAAAGAAGUAACUCACCCAAGUUGGAGUAUCUGCUUGAUAUUUGUACUGCUAUGCUCAUUCGAGCACGAGCAGCUCUCUUCCGGUUGGGUAAAGGCGGACAUCGGUCGCCGAGUUUGUGGGGUGAUGAGAGCAAUACCAUCCCUCCGCCAUCACCAUUACGUGCUUGGGAGUUCGGGGAUGCGUUCAUGGAAGGCAUGACUUUGCUGCAGCAAUACCCUCUGGAAGCCGCAGGAGGAGUAGAUCGAUUACUGCAAACUGCAUCUGAUCUUGCAUAUCGUCGCAUGGAAGAGUCGAAGAAUGCCACACCAGCAAAUGUCUCUCUCGGAGAGCGGCUUCGGACAACCAUGUGGCGAGGAUUCACCAACCAGCUGUCUCCCGAACCCCCCUCCCCAGAAGAGUCUGACGACACACGUGAUGAGGAGUAUCUUAGCAAGACGGAAGAUGAAGAGACGACUGCUGACGAGUCUCCAGCUGCUUCUGGUCUUGGUGCUCGUUUGGCCAACACUGUGUGGAGAGGUAUCACGAAUAAAAGCUCAAUGGAACCUCCGCCAACUCCAAUAUCUCCCAUGAUGCCACCGUCUCCGAUUGGAUCUCCGUGGCCUUCAAGUAAAGAGCCUGCUUCACCACCUGAAACUCCAGUGGCAACUACUUUGUGGAAUUAUGCAGAGAAAUUAAAGGACUCCGAUGCCGCGGCUAGAUUUUCUAAAGUCAGCUCUAACUGGCGAGCAAGAGCCAUGUUGGGUAGCUGGGUUGGCCGUUCCCCAAAUAGCACCCAAAGCACACCUCAAAAUAGUCCUCCCACGCAGAGUCUGAGUUCUCCAGAAUUUGGAUACCCUCGUCGAUUAGAGGACGGUCGCCAUGCCUCACUCCCUAUCAUGGGUGCGACAGAAAACUAUUCUCCACCCGCCCGCCCAGCCUUCUUUCGCCCUCCACGUGAUAGUUUCAUUGGGCCGCCGUCUCCUCGCCCAAGCUCUCCUCCGACAAGUCCACCAUGGUCCCCCCAAUCGGAAGGUGGUUUCCUGAGCCGGACACGUAAUCUACAAGAGUCUUUAUCGGCUCUGACACGAAAAACUCCUGAACCAGCGCCCAAAUCCGGGCCCCGACCAUUAUUACUCAAUUCUUCGUCUCUGGUUGCGACAACACCUCGUCCUCAGCACCAGAGUCGACAGGAGUCUAUUUCAGAGGCAACGCAACUACUAGCAGACCCCCAGUGGCAGCAUAUACCGAGAGGAAUGGGACACAGCUUGCGGCAAGAUUCUAUCUCUCAGUCAUCGACUUCAUCUUUGUCUCCGUUGGAUGUAAAUGGUCGUGGUUGGAAGGCAUCGAAAGCAGAGUUGAAUCAAUUGAACCCAGAUGUGAACAUCCCCAGUCGGCGUGUCGCAUUAAAUCGACGGUCAAUAUCUCCCAUGGCGCCAAUAUCAAGAAUCCGUCCAACAUCAAACGGGAGUUCCCCAGAUAGAAUAUUACUUAGCCCCUCAGCCCCCGCUCCAGAAACUGAUUCAGACACAACUGAGUCGGUCAAACUCCCCCCAAACAAACUCGGUUUGACCCUCCAGCAAUCGGAAGACACCACAGAUUCGGAACGACCCGUCGUCAGCCCCAUAAUCAGUCCCCGGUUACGCUCAAAACGAUAUGGCUCCCGCCCUGCGAAUAUCCGUACCGAAGAUCUUGCUCUCGCAAAAACCAUAGUCGACCAACGACCCAGUCCUCAGACACUUAAUGUGGAGUGGCCAGAACAAAAUGAAACCACAGUUACAACACCCAAAGCAACCACAUUCGAGCAUGGUUCUCCCAUAUCUCCUGGUCGUAACAGGAAAAUGUCGGGUGAUGGUCAAGAGCCUCGAGUGCGCAAGAUUUCUGGUGGUCAACGUGCGAGAAAAACUUCAACUGGGACUAUCAGAGCAACAAAUCGCGCCAAAAGAGAAAGCGCGGCAGAGGAAGGAGAUGAUGAAGGAGGCUACGACGAGCUGCUUAGUGCCUACGAGAGUGAGGAUGGGGUGUAUUAA
Messenger RNA from Mycena indigotica, 3576 nucleotides. Its product is annotated as DUF292-domain-containing protein. The coding region runs from base 1 to 3576 and encodes 1191 amino acids. The transcript has 11 exons. The record is from RefSeq and is a predicted model, not a curated record. Gene Ontology annotation, biological process: protein transport. Lineage: Eukaryota; Fungi; Basidiomycota; Agaricomycetes; Agaricales; Mycenaceae.